GGCGCACAUCGAGCGAGCAUGUUUAUUUUGAUAUUUUCACAUUUCCGAAGUUUUUACCACUUUAAGACAGUAUCCACUGAACUAUUUUUUAACACAUCGUGUUUAAUGUAGUAUGAUCAUGUCUACUGACGAUGUUGACGAUUGUCAGCAAAUUUCCAUUGAAAUACGACGAUGUAAACAACAAACAGAUGCUGUUUCUCGAGUGACAGCGAAAUUUACAAGACUGCAAGUAAUCACAUGUGUCAUCUCGGAAAUAAGUUCAGAAACAUGCACGGAGAAGUUGGAAUCUACUUUGGAAGGUUUUUGUUCUAUUCUGGCAACCAGCCAACAAUGUUGGUUACAGUGUACGGAGGAAUCUGACAGGUUGCUGGAGGCCUACAAUGACCUGGUGAUCACACUCAUUAAUUAUGCUAAUUUACCAACUGAAAAGACCAAUGAAGAUGAAGUUGAUACAGAGGAUCUCAUUAAAUACAUUCCAAAUAAAGCAUCCUUUGUUUUCAAGACGUUUACUGUCGUACUCAAUCACCUAUGUGCGCUUUCUGAUGAUGAUGAACAGUUACAUUUUAAUAAGAGUUUUAUUCGUACAAAUGCUGCUGACUUUAUGAUACUGAGUGCCAGACAUGCUGAAAUCCAUCACUGGAGUAAUGAAAUCACAAGACAACAAUCAUUAG
This is a messenger RNA of Saccoglossus kowalevskii, 671 nucleotides long. RefSeq lists its product as uncharacterized. The record is from RefSeq and is a predicted model, not a curated record. NCBI's taxonomy places the organism in Eukaryota, Metazoa, Hemichordata, Enteropneusta, Harrimaniidae.